Messenger RNA from Solanum tuberosum (potato), 813 nucleotides. RefSeq lists its product as uncharacterized. NCBI's taxonomy places the organism in Eukaryota, Viridiplantae, Streptophyta, Magnoliopsida, Solanales, Solanaceae. The coding region runs from base 57 to 518 and encodes 153 amino acids. The transcript has a single exon. The record is from RefSeq and is a predicted model, not a curated record.
ACGUCCCAUACAAAUACUAGAUUGUGUUUUCUUAUCAGGAACUCAAAUAUAUCAAAAUGUUACUCUUUGUAUCUCCGAAAUGUGUUCUCCCGUCAAAAAAACAAGAGCCCUACAAUCCCAAAUCAACACAUCUCAAGAUCCAAUGUAUGUCUAAGUCUAACCAAACAACCCCAAUCGAAAAAAUCGCCAUAGGUGGUGGACUAAUAUCCACACCAGUAAUUGGAUGGUCACUUUACACUCUAAAAACAACAGGAUGUGGGCUUCCACCAGGACCUGCUGGUUCAAUUGGAGCAAUUGAAGGUGUAAGUUACUUAGUUGUGGUGGGUAUUGUGGGUUGGUCAUUGUAUACCAAGUCCAAAACCGGGUCGGGUUUGCCUAAUGGACCAUUUGGGUUGUUGGGUGCUGUUGAAGGGUUGUCUUACUUGUCGUUGUUGGCCAUUUUGGUCGUCUUUGGGUUGCAGUUCUUGGAACAAGGUUCCAUUCCUGGGCCACUCCCUACCGAUCAAUGCUUUGGCUAACAUUUUAUUAGUCUCAGGCGCGUCGAGAUAUGAGUUUAAUUUUUAAGGUUUGUAGCGAUGGAGUCAUUGUGUUUUUAAAAAUUAUGAGUUUGUAUCUAUGGUUUAUUGUAGUUUUCAUAAAUUUGCACUCCACCAUGAAAGUAUUGGAUUCAGAUCAUGGACAUAUAUAUCUCUCUCUGCAAAAUUAAGUUAUUUAUAUAUGUACUUUUUAAUUGAUACAAUAUUAUCCGUUGUAGUUCAUCUCAAAAAUAUUGAAUGUUGAGUUAUUUGUCUGUAAUGGAGAUUAAUUUUUACU